This is a messenger RNA of Pantherophis guttatus, 2652 nucleotides long. RefSeq names its product endonuclease G (gene ENDOG). Gene Ontology annotation, cellular component: mitochondrial inner membrane; nucleus. Lineage: Eukaryota; Metazoa; Chordata; Lepidosauria; Squamata; Colubridae. Gene Ontology annotation, biological process: apoptotic DNA fragmentation. The record is from RefSeq and is a predicted model, not a curated record. Gene Ontology annotation, molecular function: metal ion binding; single-stranded DNA endonuclease activity; nucleic acid binding.
AUUGGCCAAGUGUGAUUGGACACACAAGGAAUUUGUCUUUGGUGCUUAAGCUCUCAGUGUAGAUAAAAAGACAAGAUACAUUCCUCAAGAAUCAUCAGGUACAACACUUAAUGAUAGUCAUAGGGAAGUGGUCAAUAUUUAUUUUAUUUUAUUUAUUUUAUUAAAUUUAAUAAAUUUAGAUUUAAUAUAAAUCUAAAUCAACAAGGGAUGGGGGGGGGAUUUUCAGCUGGAUCUUCCAAAUUUUGCCAGGUUGGUGAUGUAUAAAGGGGCGAUUUUGCGACUUUCACCCCCUCCCUGCGGCGCUCCCAGCCCAAAAGGUGCCAAUGGGCGAAGGUCCCGUCCUGUCCGCCCAACCAGCCCUUGGCCCCCCCCACCCGCUGGGCGCCGUUGCCCCUUUAAGAGAAGCUUCCUUGUAUCACUUUCUCCUCCCUUUGCUUCCUCCCAACGUUCCAUCCCUUUGAUCCCGGCGCGUUCCAUUCUCGGCGAACGGGGAUGCGGCGCUGGUGGUGCAACCUGGCGCCCGCGGCGGCCUCGCUGGCCCUCGGGCUGGGCUUGGGCGCCGCUUGGGCCGGUGGGCAGAGCCGGGAAGGGGCGUCCGCGGAGGGGCUGCUGGCGCGGCUGCCCGUCGUGCCGGUGGCGGCGGCCUCCUCCUUGGAGGUGAGCCGGGGCGGCAGCGGCGAGCUGGCCAAGUACGGCUUGCCGGGGCUGUCUCAGCUGCGGAGCCGCGACUCCUACGUGCUGUGCUACGACCCGCGAGCCCGGAGCGCCCUCUGGGUGGUGGAGCGGCUGGACGCGGCGGCCCUUCGCGGCUCCUCCGAGCGGGCCGCCUGCGACUUCCGCGAGGACGACUCCAUCCACCCCUAUCACCGCGCCAGCAACGCGGAUUACCGGGGCAGCGGCUUCGACCGAGGCCACCUGGCCGCCGCCGCCAACCACAAGUGGAGCCAGAAAGCCAUGGGGGACACCUUCUACCUGAGCAACAUCGCCCCGCAGAAUCCUCAUUUAAAUCAAAACGCCUGGAAUAACUUGGAAAAAUAUUCUCGGAGUUUAACGAAGACUCACCAGAACGUUUAUGUCUGCACCGGCCCGCUUUUCCUACCCAGGAUGGAGCCAGAUGGGAAGAUGUACGUGAAGUAUCAAGUCAUCGGCCGAAACCACGUGGCCGUCCCCACCCACUUCUUCAAGGUACUGAUCUUAGAAAAACCCCGGGGGGAAGUGGAGCUGCAGUCCUACGUCAUGCCCAACGCACCCAUAGAUGAGAACGUCCCCCUGGAACGCUUCCUGGUCCCCAUCGAGAGCAUCGAGAGGUCCUCGGGCCUCCUCUUCGUCCCCAACAUCAUGAAAAAGACCACCAGGUUGAAAGCAAUCACGGCUGGGAGCUCGGCCUGAUGACCACUGCAGAGACGGACUCCCCUCCCCCACCCCCGUGAGUGGCGUCUGAAUAGAGGUAGUCCUCGCCUUGCGACCACAAUUGAGCCCGAAAAAUCUCUGUUGCUAAGCAAGACAGUUGUCGAGGGCGUUUGGCCCCCACUUUACGACGUUUCCUGCCCUCGUUUUCCAGUGAAUCGUUGCAAUUGUUAAGUCCCAUGAUGGAGAACCUAUGAAACGUGUGCCAGAGGUGGCACGCAGAGCCCUCUCUCUUCUGGUUUCUGGCAUGCCGGCCAGCUGGGCUUCACGGGUGCCAGAGUGCCAGAAAAUGGCCUGAAAAACUGAUGAAAAAGUGGCUGAAAAACGGCUGAAAAAAAGGCCGAAAAAUGGCUGUAAAAGAGGCCAAAAAACGGCUGAAAAAGAGGCCAAAAAGCGGCUGAAAAACAGGCCGAAAAAUGGCUCAAAAACAGGCCGUUUUUGGCCUGAAAACAGUCAAAAAACGGCCACAAAACAGGCAUGUGCACACCAGUCAGCUGGUAUUCAGGUUUCCAGUGCUCGCGCAACUGCAGACACAUGCACGCAUAUUCCAGUUUGGGAACUUGGUGCCGAAAAGGUUUGCCAUCACUGAUUUAAAUCAGUCACAGGGUUGUUAAUCUGGCCUCCCCGGGGAUUUUGCUUGUCAAGAGGUCGCAAGAGGGGAAUCACCUAACUCUGCGACCGUCAUUAUUAUUAUUAUUUAUUAGAUUUUUAUCCCGCCCUUCUCCUUUUGGACUCAGGGCGGUGAACAGCCAAAUAAAAACAUUUGUACACAAAAGUUAAAAUAAUUUUAAAAAUAAUUAAAUGAAAUUUGGCCCAUAAUUUAAAACAUUUCAAUUAAAAAUCAGUAUCAAACUUUAAAACCAACAUAGAAUGACAUAUGACAUAUUUAUGACAUAGAAUCAGUCAUAAAUGUGAAUCAGCUGCCAAGCCUCUGGAAUUUUGAUCACGCAACCAUGGGGAUGCCGCAACGGUCGUUAAGUGUGAAAAACGGUCAUUGAGGGAAGAGCGUCUAGUUUCUUUUAGAAACGCUAAGAAAAUUUAUUUUUUAGGAUUUCUCCAGUUCCAGGGAAAUUUUCGGGGGAGAGGGGGAGAUCAGCAAGGUAGACGGGUGCUUGCCUCAUCUCAGGGAAAACAAUGCUGUCCUUUGCCCAAAACUCAGGUUGAGGGUUGUAUUUUGAAGCAGGGAGAAAUAAAUGGAUACCUCCGGAUCUGUUUUGCACAAUAAAACAAGACGAAUUGCUCGGA